Molecule: messenger RNA, 1914 nt
Organism: Perkinsus marinus ATCC 50983
Lineage: Eukaryota; Perkinsozoa; Perkinsida; Perkinsidae
Product: retrovirus polyprotein, putative
Exons: 1
Source: RefSeq, a predicted model, not a curated record
AUGUCUGAUGCUGCAAUUUUCCGCUCUGUUCCCCAACAAGCCCAGUUGAUCGACUUCAAGAUCAAAGGUCUCGACGUUGUCUUCGGUAAACCUGUGGUUGGUGCUGUUGCUCCUGCGAAUGAUUGGGUUAACUAUCCUAAGUUCUCGACAAUAACAACAACUGGUUUAGAAGACGUCGAACAGUGGCCCGGACUCAAUGCCACUACUGAUAUGCUCCAAGAUGAUGACCUUGCUAUGACCUUGGAUUAUGCUGUCCCUGACUUUCACGACGAGAAGGUCACUCUCCCAAUCUUUGAUGUGUCUAAACCUGAGACUCAAAGAUAUCGUGCCCUUUGUGAAGAGUACAGCUCACUCUUUGUCAAUAAGCCUGGUCAUUGUGAUCUUGUGGAGCAUUGUAUCCCCGUUACCGACGAGGUUCCUAUUGCUGAGAGAACCCGCCCCUUGCCACAUAAAUGGCGUGCGGAAAUAUCAGCGCAACUUGAAGAGUUGGAGCGUGAUGGUCUCAUUGUCCGUUCGACUUCCCCGUACAAAUUCCCUUGUGUCUUUGUACCGAAGAAAAACGGUAAGGUCCGCAUGUGUGUGGAUUAUCGGUCUUUGAAUAAGGUUGCCAAAGUGGAUUCCUACCCGUUACCACGACCCGAUGACGUACAAGAACACUUAUCUGGGGCCAGUGUCUUUUCGAUUCUAGAUUUGAGAAGUGGAUACUGGCAGAUGAAGGUCCGACCUUCGGAUCGUCACCGCACGGCGUUCUGUCCCGGCCCCGGAUUUCCUCUCUUUGAGUGGGUUCGGAUGCCUUUCGGACUCUCUAAUGCCCCAGCUAGCUUUCAACGGCUUAUGGACCUUGUACUGGGAAGAUUCAACUUUGUUCGUAUCUAUCUGGACGACAUCUUGAUCUUCUCUCGUUCCGAACAAGAACAUCUACACCAUCUGAAGCUGGUCUUUGAUGCUCUUCGUGAAGCCGGGUUGACCUUAGCUGGAGACAAGUGUUCUAUUGGCAUGGACUCGGUUACGUACCUUGGACAUCGAUUCUCUGCUCAGGGUAUGUCCCCCGAUCGAGCAAAGGUCGACGUUAUUGAGUCGUGGCCAACACCCCGAACAGCGACUGAUCUACGAAGCUUUCUUGGCUUGGCCGGUUACUACCGUCAUUUUAUUCCGCAUUUUUCGGAUCGUGCUAAAGUCCUACAACAGCUUCAGACGACCUGCAGCAAGGAUGACGUUACGGUGACCGACCUUUGGACUGAAGACCAUUCGGUAGCGUUCGUGGAUAUUAAGAAAGCCCUUGCCGAUCUUCCAUUCUUGGAUUAUCCUGACUUCAAUCGACCUUUUGAGAUGGCCUGUGAUGCGUCUCACUAUGCUAUUGGUGGCGUCUUAGAACAAGAUGGUAGACCUCUAGCUUUCUAUAGCCAGACUUUGACUGGUUCUCAGUUGAACUGGCCGGUUUACGAGAAGGAAGCUUACGCCCUUCUCAAGUGUCUCGAUCGGUUUCGACACCUUCACUAUGGGUAUAAACUUCGAGUAACGGUCUAUUCGGAUCAUCGACCUCUACAAUGGUUGAAAACGGCGACUUCGACGAAAUUACAACGAUGGUUACUGGCCCUACAACAAUAUCAAUUCGAUGUUGUGUAUAUCCCUGGUAAACAAAACACUCGUGCUGAUGCUCUAUCACGAGUUCGUCAACCUCAACCAGUGGUGAAUGAUAAGCCGACUGUCGUUCCCCGACCUGUUGGCGUGGUUACUCUGCACGAAGCCUUCUCUAAGGACGAUAUUCUCCGAGCUCAAAAGGCAAGCCCGAUUAUUCGUCAACUGUAUACACGGCUGCUCGACGCCCAGCCUUUGCGUAGGAAUGAGCUUGCGGCUAUGGAAUUCCGUCCGUACCGGCGUGUAUGGAAGACUUUGGGUAUCGCUGACGGUUUG